AGAGAAUCCUGUCAAACUUGGGCAUUAAGGGUAAAGCCGUUGUGAUGCAUUACCCAGAUAUCCCCUUGCACCUCCACUGGAAACCCCUCUAUUUUUUUUUUUUUUUCAUGCUGAUGUUCAGAAAAGGAUGAUGCCUUUAAAGCAGUAGAAAAUGGGGGAGGGGUAGGGAAAUCAGGCAUGCCAGUGAGAGAGAGGGGAGAGGAGAGGACGAUGGGAGGAAGGCACAGUCGAGCAUCAUGUGCUAUGCUUGAGGAAAGCGCAGGGUGAGGGGAUUGGCUGCUGGAAGCUGUAGCGUCACUGCCAGUGAGAGAGAGCUUGGAGGAUGCUCUGCAAAGCUGGGAGGUACUAUAUUCGUUAGGAGUUUGUACGGAGACCCCCAGCCUCCAUUAGCUACACACGCAGCGCCAGGAGAACCCUGCAGGAUCGUUUUCCCACGCCCAGCUCUUGUUUACUCCUCUUCCAGCCAUGAAUUACCUGCGCCGGCGUCUCUCAGACAGCACCUUCAUCUCCAACCUGCCCAACGGCUACAUGACGGACCUCCAGAGGCCUGACCCAGCUCAGCCUCCUCCACCCGCUUCCCCCACCCCCGCCAAGUCCCCAACAGGCGGGCCGACACCUCCGGCCACUUCCCCCGCUCCGGAGAGGAAACCUCAGCCCGCUCAGUCGGCCGGCGCUGGUUUCUUCAGCUCCAUCACUAAUGUUGUAAAGCAGACAGCUGCCUCGGCGGGGCUCGUGGAGCAGACCCAAGUCACGACACCCAAGAAGUUUAAGAUUCUCCUUGUGAUCGAUGAACCCCAGCAGGAGUGGGCGAAAUUAUUCAAGGGAAAGAAAAUACACGGGGAUUAUGAUAUCAAAGUGGAACAGGCUGAAUUCAGUGAGAUGAACGUUGUCGCCCAUGCCAGCGGCACCUGCAGCGUGAACAUGCAGGUCCUCAGAAACGGAACCAAGGUGGUCAGGUCCUUCAAGCCAGACUUUGUCCUCAUUCGCCAGCAUGCCUUCAGCAUGACCCAGAAUGAAGAUUUUCGCAACCUGAUCAUCGGUCUGCAGUACGGGGGCGUCCCAAGCAUCAACUCCCUGGAGUCCAUCUAUAACCUCUGCGACAAGCCGUGGGCAUUUUCCCAGCUUAUCAACACCUAUAGGAAGUUGGGACCUGAGAAGUUUCCUCUCAUUGAACAGACCUUUUAUCCCAACUACAAGGAGAUGGUGAGCAUGCCCUCAUUUCCUGUUGUUGUGAAGAUUGGACAUGCCCACUCGGGCAUGGGAAAGGUGAAAGUGGACAAUCACAGUAAGUUCCAAGACAUCGCCAGUGUUGUGGCUCUCACUCAGACCUACACCACCACAGAGCCUCUCAUCGACUCCAAGUACGACAUCAGAAUCCAGAAGAUUGGGACCGACUACAAAGCCUACAUGAGAACAUCCAUAUCUGGUAACUGGAAGACCAACACGGGCUCUGCGAUGCUUGAGCGGGUCGCCAUGACUGACAGGUACAAGCUGUGGGUGGACACCUGCUCUGAGAUUUUUGGGGGUUUGGACAUUUGUGCAGUUAAAGCUAUCCAUGGGAAAGAUGGCAAAGAUUAUAUCACAGAGGUGGUUGGUUCCGCUUUGCCGCUGGUUGGAGAACACCAGGCUGAAGACCGGCAGCUCAUUGCUGACUUGGUUUUGGCGAAAAUGACCCAGUUAGCUGAGAGAGAAGCUAAUGCCCCCCAGAGACCCACAACCAUUCAACCGUCCCAGGGAACUGGCCAGAAAGGAGAGACUACAGGCGAACUCACUAAGAAUGGUGCCGGGCGUCCACCUCAAGGCUGCCUGCAGUACAUUCUCGACUGUAACGGCGUGGCAGUGGGUCCAAAACCAGUCCAGGCCAACUGAGAGCCGCGGAGGGAGAUGUUCUCUCAAAGUGUGGAUGGCAGUAUGCCCCCUAGCUGUGCAGACGUGUUGGUGAACGCUGACAGCUGGAAUCAGAUCUGGUUGGUGUGAGCUCGGUCCAGCUGGGAGCUGGCCGGAACUGUGUUUUUUCUUAACUCUAUGCAGUGUCGACAUGUACUGUCUCUCUGUUCACCUGUUGGUUCGUGUGCUUGUAUAGGUCACUUGUGUUUCAGCAGCUGUGUGUGUUCUUCUUUUUUUUUUUUUUUUUCCUCCCUUGGGGCUGUUAUUGAUUAUAUAAAAUGAAAAUUGUGCCUACACUGAGUUCAGUGCUGCUCUGUGCUAACUUUCUAACCCAGCUACGAAGCUUUGAUUUCCCCCCCCUAACACUGUGUCUUUGGUUCAUUUGACAUAAGUCGUGGUGUCCCUCUAGAUAUUAUUCAAACUGUGGCUGACAAUGCAGUUUGAACUUGUAUAUCUUAAUACGUAUAAGAUAAAUGUGUGUGUAUGGUUGUAGUGGUGACUAUUUUUGUAUUUAUACAGAUAGAUAUUUAUUUUAGUUUGUUUGCAUGACUGACACAAAGACUGGUGCAAGUUCUAAACGUCUGAUGAUGUGGGAUGUUUAUCUAACAUGGCUGUUACAUCGCUGUGUAUAACUAAGCUGUGUUUCCUGUGAUUCUACAUUGUGAAUGUGUAAUAACAGAUACAUAUUAAGAGAUCCAUGCAGAAUUUUUAUUUUAUUUUAUUUAAAUCAAUAUCUCAUUCUAGAGAACCUAGAAAUGAAAUUAUUUAGAGUGGUAGAAUAUAAAUUGAUGCCCCCAUAUAAUAAAAGCUAAAGGUUUAUUGAAGAUUUUUAUAACAUAGAAUGUUGUUCAGAUCCCAGACACUGAACUUCACUAUAAUUGUAGAGUUUUGAACCAAAGAAUAUAAUACUUAGUGUUAGUCUUUGCACUCCAGAAACCCACGAUGUAAAUAACGAUAAGGGGACUGUUAAUCGUGCACGUGGGUGGUGCAGAUUAAUGGAGGAACAGUGGUGCAGGAGGAUAAUUAUCUUUUCUAAUAAUGUUUCAGAUCUGAUUCUGUAUCAAAGCUCUUUUUUGUUCAGAUGUUUAGAGGCAAAAAUGAUUUCUGAUAAUCAAACUGUGUGUUAUGUGUGAAUAUUCUGCCUAAAAAUGUUAAAUAUGAAGUUCCGUGUGGACCUUUCACUUUACAUGUAAGCUUGUAAGGAGGUCUUUUUAUUGCAACAGAGUAAUUGUUUUGAGGUUUAGUGUCGCCUUACGUAGUACUGCUCUGCUAAGAUUACUGCCAUUGCUGGGAGUCGAUGGAAAGUGCAAUAUCAAACUUUUUUUUUUUUUUUUUGAUUCAGUAAUAUGCUGGCAGGUGCAUCUCAGUAUAUUAGAAUAUCCCUGGAAUUUACAUUUAAUUCUUUGUUCAAACUCAGAAAUGGAAACUCAUAUGUUAUAGAUUCAUAAUUCAUCCGUUGCAAUUUUCAAAGCUGAAACAUAAUGAAAACAUUAAAUUCAGUCCUCUGGAAAUUAGACUAUACCCUAAUAUGCCGUGUUAGAGCCUACAGAAUAAUGGUGGCGACUGCUGACCUAACAGUAGUAAAUCACAAAAGGUCAUUGGUAAAGAAGCCAGCUCUUUAGAGUGCCGAAUCCCAAUGUAAUUGAAACUUCAGUGGAAUCAAAACGUUUGGUAGAAAAAGGUUUUCUAAAGAGAAAAAUCGCUGCACCGUUGGACCAAAUUACUGAAAUAAACCGACUAUCAAUGAUAUUUUUAUUUACUGAGAUGCAAAUGUAUAAUAAAAAUGAGAUCUUCCAUUAAAAUUAUUUCGAAAAGCGAUAAUCAACCACACACUGAAUUGUUUUUUUUAACUAGUGUCUUUUUGUUCUGGUGUCUUAUCCCCAUGUUGUUGUCCAGUAUUUAUUUAUUUUUUGUUUAGUUUUUUACAAGGGCCAUCUCUUUUAUCUAAUAUCCUAAAUGGUGAAAAGAAACCAAACUGUAAAAAAAGAAGAAUCUAUUCAGCAAGCUCUGUGUGCAGUUCUUUUUCUAGGCUGUAAUAAGUGCCAUUGUUUAUUUGUGAGUGUAUCCUUGUAGAAAGCCAUGCCUGAGGCUUUAUGGAUGUGUUGUUCUGUUUAUUAGGAAAUAUGCCAUGACAUUAAUGCGCAGAGAGACACAAGUCAGUGACGGGUACGUUGUUCGGCCUCAGUUUGGCUACUGAAUAUAUCUAAACUUUGUCAUUUGGCCUUCGUGUUGAGGUGAUACCCGUGUCUGCAGACUGUAACUAGAACUGAGGGACCAUUAGAAGCAUUGAAAUCAAGAUCCAGUUCAAAAUGGGAAAAAACAAUAAUGUGUGGACUCUUUAUGUCACUGGCAAUAAAGCUUUCUUUGCAAUAAGA
Molecule: messenger RNA, 4262 nt
Organism: Fundulus heteroclitus (mummichog)
Lineage: Eukaryota; Metazoa; Chordata; Actinopteri; Cyprinodontiformes; Fundulidae
Gene: syn2a
Product: synapsin IIa
Exons: 11
Coding region: 466-1869 (467 amino acids)
Biological process (GO): neurotransmitter secretion
Cellular component (GO): synaptic vesicle; synaptic vesicle membrane
Molecular function (GO): ATP binding
Source: RefSeq, a predicted model, not a curated record